Oncorhynchus keta (chum salmon) is the source of this 3348-nucleotide messenger RNA. RefSeq names its product small integral membrane protein 36 (gene smim36). NCBI's taxonomy places the organism in Eukaryota, Metazoa, Chordata, Actinopteri, Salmoniformes, Salmonidae. The transcript has 2 exons. Bases 195 to 560 code for a protein of 121 amino acids. The record is from RefSeq and is a predicted model, not a curated record.
UAAUUGUCAGGAAUUUAAGGUUGUCGGAGAGGCGUGGAUUAACACGAUGCACAAAGCCUUAAUAUCUGCUCUGAUCCCUCACUCUCUAUCAUUUGCUCUCUCUCUCUCUCUCUCCUCCCCCCAAAGGCUCUGGCUCCUCUGGCCGGUACCUUGUUGUUUCUUCCUUGUGCGGCAGCGGGAUAUGAAGCAUCACCAUGGGUUUCAUGGAAUUCUACCUUGAGAUUGACCCCGUGACCCUGAACCUCAUCAUCUUGGUAGCCAGCUAUGUCAUCCUCCUUCUCGUUUUCCUCAUCUCCUGCAUCCUGUACGACUGUCAGGGGAAGGACCCCACCAAGGAGUACGCCCCCGCGCCCCCUGCGUCACCCAGCCAGUCGCCCAUACGCCUGGUGAUCAUGCAGAACUCUCCUACCUCGUCUCGCUGUGAGCGGCAGAGCAGCCAGAGUCAGACCCAGAACCAUAACAACAUGGCUCCUCCAGAACCCAACAGGAACGACUACGAGCCACCAGCGCUGACGCCCACCCCAGACCUGGGGAGGAAGAAGAGAAGCACCCUGGUCUGACAAGGAGAGGGGAAUGAGGUGGUGGGUCCAUGACUGAAGAGAAGAUAGAUACUAAGUACUGGAAUUAGACAAUGAGGAGGAGAGAGGGAGGAGAGGAGAGAUUUGCAGACUGCACUGGACUGCACUGGACUGGAUGUCAUUCAUUGCUGCUGUUUUGUACUUUCUUUUUGAUAUCGCUGAGGGGAAAGCUAAGAAGGGCAGCAGACCAGUGUGCAGUCAUCACCACUCAGAAACCAGAAGACCUCUGACAUUAUGGAAUCACUCUUCUCUCCAUCGCUACACCGUUGGGCAUGAAUAUGUCAAAGGGCCAGACAACGAUGCCCUGCCACACCUCACUAAGAAGGAACCACCUUGAGAUCAGAAUCUACAGUACACGUAUAAUGAAGGAACUAUGAACUCACAGAGAACUGCAAUACCUAUAAUACCGUUCUCUUCGUCCACUGGAAAACUACAUAUUCCAUGCACCUUUUCUGCUGUAAUUCUUGAAAAAUAAUUAUAGUGUCGAGCUUCUUGGACAAAACAGGGUCUACAUUGUAAUUGAUAUGCUGCACUUGAAUGACAAUGACUGUUUAGGACUAGGUGUACAACUCUUUCAAUGAAUGUCAGGCCUCUUGGCAGCUAGCUACUGUACUAAAUGGAAAUUUAGCUGACACUUUAAUCCAAAACAGAUUACAGUUAAUACAUAUUCAGAAUAUGUGGUCAAUUGUGGGAAUCAAACCGUCAACUCAAACCAAUCAGCCAACGAAACAAUCAACUGACUAACCAACCAUUCAACCGACUAACUAACUAACCAAACAUCAGAACCAUUCAAUGGGCUCGCUCGACAUUGCAGCUGACAGUGCAGGUGACUGCCGACUGACUGAUCUACAAACCACCUUGCAUCACAAACAACUACUCAUUAUAAUUUGUAGAUCAGUCGGACAGUUACAAUUGAUCCAGGAUACAUUAUGGUUUCUCAAAGAUUGUCUAUUAUAUUCACGAUAGUCGAUCGACCGCUCUAACAAUAGAAAUACAUGUCCUCAAAUAUGAAAGGCAUGUGGGAGGAAGCUAGAUAAGGUGGGACCAUUCUGGCCAAUGAGAGGGCAGAUAUGCAUGUGAACAACAGGCCAUAGAGCUAGAUAGAGGACUCAUAUUUGUAUCUGUGGUAUUAUAGCGUCUGUGACAGCAUGGGCAGCACCAUUGAAACUAUGUCCAUUUCAAGGUAGUCCAUUUUCUUAUUCAUCGGCUGAUUGCUCCCAACUCACAGGAAUCCCCACAUUAGUUGACAACUUUAAAAUGGUGGAAGCCCUCAAUGGCAAUAUGCAUUUUAAGACAGGUUAUAUCCAUUAUGAGCCAUCCAUCUGUCUCUAUCACAACAGGCACAACUCCGAAAUAAAGUUGUUGUUUUUUCAAAGUUGUCAAAAUGCCAGUUGCGUCCACUUAUAUCAGUGCAUUUGAGACAAUUGAACCAUUAUGAAACUUCUAUUAGAUCAAAUAAGCCUCAGGUAGAAAAUUAGCAAUUCAAUUCGACACUCUCUCAUUGACCUCCAUACAAAAAUUCCUAAAUUCAUGGGCUUAUUUUUCAUAGACAGCUUCGCCUCUUUCUCUCUGGCCAUUGUCACUACAUGACUAUCCUCCUCUGCUGGGCCACAACAAGCCUCAGUCAUGUCAAGUAAUUUGCUCUGCCAUGAGAUUGCCACGACUUUGAGUCGCAACAGCUUCCAUGUAGUCCAGCUACUUUAUGGAAUCUGGGGGAGUCUUUGAGCCACAAUGGUACAUCCGUUUCCGGUUAGACCAGCUACUUCCUUAAAACUGGUGGGGAGGGAUAUAGAGACUGACAUUGACUGGAGCAGGAUGUGCUAUGACUGUCCUCCGCUCAGCCACAUCAAGACUCAGUCAUGUCAAGUCAUCCACUCUGCCACGACUUUGAAAAGAACCAAGUCAGAGUCCUGCCACCGAGGGACUCAACAUGCUAAAGCCUCUUACGUAAAACUUUUUUUUAUUUGAAAUACUAUGGCUUGCUCAGCUUGGUUCCCAUCGAGACCAACCACUGACAUGACCAAUCACAGCACCCCAUUUGCAAUGUGAAUUGCAGCAAAUUAUACUUCCCACGGGUUUGAGGAAUUAGUCAGACUCAACUCCACAGAGUAUUAUAAAGCGAGGGCUAUGUAUUCCUUCUGAUAUCUGCUCUGCUUUUGUCCUCUCUGCAUGGUUACAAACAUUUACUCUUCUAAACAGACCAAUUUGUUUUGGUCAUAUUCUGGGCUUGACAUCAGUGGUAGUGGUACUAAUAAGGUGUGGAGAUCAGUUAAGUGACUUAGUCUUGUAUGGGAGAUGUGUGUGGCACACAAGAGGGAGGAUUUAAAAUCAAAUGUGACUUGAGCCAAUGUUCAAGUGAACUUGGUAGGUCAUAUUAAUUUGGUAUGAAAUGGAAGCAAACAGGGAGGGACUACCUGGACUUUUUCAAUAAGAAACGGUAUUAGCUACAUGUACACUAAUGAAUAAAACCCAGGUUUUGGGAAGGCGUUAUACAUAUAAUGUAAAUGACUAACUGAUGCUCUCAAAAGACAGAAUAUAAUUUAUCAAAUGUAAUAUUUGUGGUACAUUAUUACUAUAGUGCAUGAAUAUAUAGCACAUUAAAAGUAUCACAAUAGUUUGACUCGUCCAAGACCCUCUAAAUAAUAUUGUAUUAAAAAAAAACGAAGAACUAAACUAGCUCCUGUGUUUGUGUAGGCUACAUAACAGAGAGAAAAAGACAUUCUACUACGUCAGAAUUUCAAAAUGACUAUACCAAACCAGCACGAUACAG